AUGAAAUCAACAAGAGUUAAAUCAGAAUUGGACUUGCUUAUACAUCAAGAAAUGAUAAAUGUAAAAUCAACUAUUCAAUCAAAUGUUUUAGAUAUGUUUUUUGGUCUAUUUUCAUUUUUGACCAUGAAGUUCAGGAAGUCCGAAAGAACCAUACAACAACAACAAGAAGAAAAAGAUGAAGAUGCACGCUUUCUUCGGCAAAUAGGCUAUACACAAGAGCUCUAUCGUGGAUUUUCUCCAUUUAUGUCAUUUUCAUUUUGUUUCACAGCUGUCAACGUGCUCACAGCAAUUUCGCUUGGUUUCACUUAUCAAAUGAAUCGAGGUGGUUCAGGUGUGGCCAUAUGGAGUUGGAUCAUUGGAUCUUUCUUUACAAUUCUCAUCGGAUUUUCAUUAGCAGAAAUAUGUUCAGUCUAUCCUAGUGCAGGUUCUGUUUAUCAUUGGUCCGGUAUGCUUGUGCCUCUGCGAUAUGCACCAUUAGCUUCUUUUACCUGUGGAUGGUUCAAUUUUUUUGGUAAUGUUGCAGGUGAUGCAGCGUUUGCAUCUGGUUUUGCAACUAUGGUGAAUACUGCAGUUGUACUAAAUGGAAAAUCAUCAUUGAAUACUGGAGAACAAGUAGGCAUUGCUAUAGCAAUUACAUUUGUAUGGACUCUUAUCAAUACUCUACGAAUCGACAAACAAGGAUGGAUCAAUAACAUAGCUGCAUUUUUUCAGAUCAGCUCUGUAAUCAUUAUCGUCAUUGUUCUUCUUGUUAUGGCUCCAGAACGAGCUACUGCUACGGAUGUUUUCACAUCUACCUACAAAAAUACCGAAUUUUCUUUUGGUUAUGUGUACUGUAUUGGAAUACUUUCAACACUUUUUAUAUUCUCUGGCUAUGAAGCUGGUGCUCAUUUGGCGGAAGAGACUAGAGGUGCUACCAGAGCAGCACCCAGAAGUAUCGUUGGUACAUGUGUAUGCAGUGCAAUUUUCGGUGUUGUCUAUUUACUCGCUCUUCUUUUUGUCAUUCCGGAUGUGACCACAUUUAUGAGUGCGAAUAGUGGUGAUAAUGAAACAAUCAAUCUCGUCGUAGCUGUCUUUCAAUCGGUUUUACCACAUAGAGGUGCACUUUCACUUACUAUUCUACUUAUUAUUAAUCUUCAUUUUGCCGGUACAUCAUCCAUGACAGUCACAAGUCGAAUUGGCUUUGCAAUGGCUCGUGAUGGCAUAUUCCCAUUUUCAAAACAGCUUCGUUGGGUAUGGGAACGGCAAAAAAUACCUUUAGUCAAUGUUAUCUUUGUAUUUACCAUUGAUACACUCUUUCUACUACUUCAACUUGUAUCGGAAGCAGCAUUUAGUUCUAUCAUUGCUGUUACUACACUAGGCUAUCAAAUAUCAUAUCUAAUGCCUAUUCUUUUUCGUUGCACAACUGCUCGACAUACAUUUCAUUUGGGUGAAUUUAAUUUAGGACGAUUUAGUGUUCCAGUUGCAAUCAUCUCAUGUAUAUGGCUUUCUAUUACAUCGAUUCUUAUGUUUUUACCUUUUGAGUAUCCAAUAACAAAAGAUAGUAUGAACUAUGCCAUAGUAAUUAUUGGUGGUGUUGCAUUAAUUGCAUCGAUCUAUUGGAUUUUUUGGGCUAGACACUUCUUCGUUGGACCAAAACCACCUUAUAUCAUUGAUCCAAUGCCGUUACCACCUGGACAUGUUACAGCUGAAGAUGUUUCGACAAGACCGGUACCCAAUCCACCUAUUAGUAUGGUCUCUCAGCUGUGA
This is a messenger RNA of Adineta steineri, 1746 nucleotides long. The record is from the annotation of a GenBank genome assembly. NCBI's taxonomy places the organism in Eukaryota, Metazoa, Rotifera, Eurotatoria, Adinetida, Adinetidae.